AUCCCCUGAAAGGCAAAUGGAAGAAAGCUAUAACGUCACGUGGUUCGAAAGAUUGACGAAAAAAGAACUCUUCAAUCUCGUGGACGAACCUUUCUUUAAAUACUCAACGCAGGCAGGACAGCAUGAACCCAAAACGAGAUUCUCUUCGAAGAAUGUUCCCCGGGGACAAUCUUUAGGCUCAAGUUCCGGGAUGCAAUCCACGAUCUUGCAAUUCGGGCAUAUUGGCAAAGUACAGUGAACAUUGGCGCCGCUCUCUGUACAACUCGGCCAAUUCGCACACAGACCCAAUUCCAAGAGGAAGCUGGAAACUCCGACGAAAAUCAGGAAUUUCAUGCUCUCUUUUUCUGGGUACUAAACAAGUUUUGAUUGAUGUAAUGUGCAAUCGGCUCACAUCAAUGAUUAGUAUCGUUUUUGAGAUAACAGAUAGCUCUGCAGAUUGAGAUUAAUAAAUAUUUCAAAGAUAAGAAUUGUCUUUCGGCAACGUUGAGAUUGGUCAUUGGCCAACGCAGAGAACAGCUCUAAUUCCCACCUAUUUUCUAGAGCCUCAUUACGGAUGAAAAAGCAAUUCUUAAACUUUCUCUUGACUUUUGAAGCCUAUUUGACAAUUGAAGGACAUUCGUUACCACUAAUCCCCAACUGAUCACCUAAAAGGAAAAACAUACUUGGGUAGUGAAGGUCUGAACUUAAUGAAAAUCCACCGUCUAUUCAAUGACACAAACUUUGUCAAUUGCUCGAUUUGGCCGACUUUGCCUGCUCUAAAAAGCUUGCCAAAUUGAGCUUCCAUUUCUGGCCUCACUCAGCUUGCCAAGACUCUCAAAUCAACGAAAAAAGUAGGUGUGAAUGGGAAUGUAUUAGUGGGGCCACAGGGCAUCGGACAAUCUUUGAAUCCCGAUCUUUGUUUACACGAUUCCCCCGUCAAAAUAUGUAUGGAUCACCGCACCUCCAAGUCAAGUCGGAGAAAGAGCAAUACGUCAAUGACAAUCCAGGAGUAGAAAACGAAGACUAAGCUUGGCUCAUAACCUUUGAAACAACCCGGCAUGAAGUCAUGCACAUGAAGUGUUGGAAAUGUUUGGCUUUUGUGUUCCUGCAAUUUUGGGGACUUGGGCGAGGUCAGAGGCCAACAGCGGACUUUACCUCAAUCGAGGAAUGUGUGAGUGGCUACUGUUUGCCCACAGAGUAUAACCGAUUAGAAUUGCCUCAGAACACGACACACGUGGCGAUGAACCUGGAGGUUUUGGACGUCCUUAAAGUGGAUGAUAAGAAGUUUUCCGUCACGUUGAACAUGUAUUUUGGCGUGUAUUGGACGGAAGAUCGCUUGACGGUGCGAAGACCGGACUUUGAUCCACACUGGCUGCCUAUCAAUAUGGAUUUCAUGAGGAACCUAUGGAUCCCAAAUGUAUUUGUGUACAACUUGGUAUCCUUUGAUGCGUUGACGUGCUUGAAGAAAUUGGCAGGCCUCUGGAUCGUCAAGGACAAAGAGCUGUUCUACAACCAGGCAACUCAUGUCACGUUCAUGUGUCCCAUGCGGUUCAACAAGUUCCCUUUGGAUGCUCACACGUGCAAAUUCAUGGUGGGGAGCACCAAUUUCGAUAUGACACGCAUGACCUUCGACAAUAAGAAACUCGACUACGAUCCCAAGGCUAGAAACACUAUCCUCGACUAUCAGAUCUCAAUUUCGCCGCUCAAGGAGCAAGACCGUAUUCUGGCUUAUGGCGAUGCGGGCAACUACUCAAUCACGGGUUUUGAAAUGAAAAUGACCAGGAACGUUGCCAAGUACUUGUAUAUUUACUAUCUACCCAGUGGCCUUUUUGUGGUGGUGUCUUGGUCCAGUUUUCUGAUCCCGCCAGAAGUUGUUCCGGGUCGCAUGGCGUUGUUAGUGACCCUGUUCCUGGUCCUCAUUAACAUUUUCAAUACAAUUACAAAUCUAUCACCCAAUGUGGAGGGCAUGACGGCCAUUUCUUCGUGGAUGAUUGCUUGCAUUCUUUUCGUCUCGGCCGCUCUCACGGGCUAUGCGGGCCUCCUCUACUAUUUACAAGUCAAGAGAAAGAUGUCUUUUACCAAGAAGCGCUUGAGCUUGCAAUCAACUCACACCAAGGACUGCAUGAUGCAUCCAACUUCAGACUUGGCGAGGAAAUUGGAAGAAGAAAAACUUUUGGAUCAGAGCGAGUUGUUGGCUCGAAUUGACACUGCAUUCUUGUACUCUUUUCCAUUGGCGUUCGUCAUCUUCAACGUGAUUUAUUGGCCGUUUUGGAUCACAUGGUCCUAGUCUGAACUUAUCAUAACCCUAAAGACAGGUAUUGUUUGUGUAAUCGUUGUUUACAAUACUCAUAGAAUUCCACCUCCCUGGUCAUAUUCUGUCGCACCAGGUUCCGGACAUGGUUGGAAACUUCCGGUCGGAACUUGUUCUUAUUCACAUUCCCCCAGUAUUGUUUAUUCUUGUUGUAGACUGUCUUCACACCUUUGAAGAAUCUGGGCAAGAAGUGUUCCAAGACCGUCAUCGAUUUGUCCAUCUCUUCAAGAAUGCCCACCACUGCAAAAUGGGAAUCCACGUUGGCUUUGGCAAUUCUAUAAGUGAAAAGAAGAGCACGUUGAGAUGCACAUUCAAGUUAUAUCAAAUAACUUUGAAAAGUCAUUGCUCAACAUGUUUAACUUAGAAAGCAAUCUUACCAAUUUGGUAUUGUCAAUGAAAAAGAUGGCGUUGAAAGUUGUUGGUCCCCCAAAAAUAUAAGUUUUUUUUCUCGUUUGUUC
This is a messenger RNA of Tigriopus californicus, 2748 nucleotides long. RefSeq names its product glycine receptor subunit alpha-2-like. Gene Ontology annotation, molecular function: neurotransmitter receptor activity; extracellular ligand-gated monoatomic ion channel activity; transmembrane signaling receptor activity. The record is from RefSeq and is a predicted model, not a curated record. Gene Ontology annotation, cellular component: membrane; neuron projection; synapse. Gene Ontology annotation, biological process: regulation of membrane potential; nervous system process; chemical synaptic transmission. Lineage: Eukaryota; Metazoa; Arthropoda; Copepoda; Harpacticoida; Harpacticidae. The transcript has 5 exons. The coding region runs from base 1046 to 2266 and encodes 406 amino acids.